Salvia hispanica is the source of this 723-nucleotide messenger RNA. NCBI's taxonomy places the organism in Eukaryota, Viridiplantae, Streptophyta, Magnoliopsida, Lamiales, Lamiaceae. The record is from RefSeq and is a predicted model, not a curated record.
AUGGAAGCGCUGGUGCCAGUGCCAGUGGAAGAGGAACUCUAUUUAGCUGCAAAGAUGGACGAUGCGUCAAAGUUCGAAGCCCUAUUUCGACAAUAUCCGUUUGUUGUUGAACAAGCUGCGUAUGCUAGAUCAAGUAACUUGUUGCACAUUGCAACAAAUGAGGGAAAAGAACAGAUCGUGGGUCAAUUGAUGCAAAAUGUCCCACGACUUGCUAGAGCCGUCGACGACAAACGAUCGACGCCACUCCACAUUGCGGCAGCGACAGGGGACGUCGAGAUUGUCAGAUGGCUAUUUUCUAUAGCCCCCAAGAUGAUUUGGCGGCUAGACGACCACGGUAUGAACCCGGUUCAUGUCGUAGCCGCCAACGGCCGUGUCGACAUCCUCCGCCUUUUGCUAGAGCGUGACCCCUCUCCCGGGAUGGAGUUGCUGGAGGGUCGCCGGAGUGUGCUCUCGUUGUGCUUUCCGGAUUUUCUUCAUACGAAGGACGCCGAUGGUAAAACGAUCAUGAGCUUGGCGUUGGAGUACAAGCAUCCUGAGAUCAUAGCACAUCUGACUAGAAAUGGUGCAUACAAUCCCAUCACUACGAUGAUCCAAAAUGUAUCCGGAAUGUCCCCCGUUGUGUUGACUUUGAUUGCUCAGAUGGUGCAAGCGGCGAGCCUCAGCCCCCGGGCGGCUUUUGGCAGGACACCACGAAAUCACACGAAGCCGGAAAGGCGGUGGUAG